Molecule: messenger RNA, 2454 nt
Organism: Eleginops maclovinus (Patagonian blennie)
Lineage: Eukaryota; Metazoa; Chordata; Actinopteri; Perciformes; Eleginopidae
Gene: dcun1d2a
Product: DCN1, defective in cullin neddylation 1, domain containing 2a
Exons: 7
Coding region: 262-996 (244 amino acids)
Biological process (GO): protein neddylation
Cellular component (GO): ubiquitin ligase complex
Molecular function (GO): cullin family protein binding; ubiquitin conjugating enzyme binding; ubiquitin-like protein binding
Source: RefSeq, a predicted model, not a curated record
AUAAACACAAACCCAGGCUUUGUCUUUGGUGCCAUUAAGACUUACCUUGAGUACUAUGAUUGUAGUAUUAAAGUACUCGCUGUGUCGCGUUUUGGCACGUCUACAAUGAUAAGUUACGUGUGCUCGCUGCUAUUACAGGGAAGGUCAGUUGAUAUUUUGGGAGCAGCUAGCUAGCUCCACGUCCCUGUUUGGCGGUCUGGUAACUUCGGCUGUGAGCAGCAUAAGCUGAAGUCUUCGCAGAGGGACAAGGUACGGCAGUUCAUGUCCUUCACACAGGCUGGGGAGAAGACAGCUGUGUACUGCCUCACGCAGAAUGAUUGGAAACUAGAAGUUGCUACCGACAACUACUUUCAGAAUCCAGACCUCUACUGCAAGGAAUCCAUGAAAACGUCAGUAGACCGGAAAAAGCUGGAGCAGCUCUACAAUCGCUACAAAGAUCCCCAGGAUGAGAAUAAGAUCGGUAUUGAUGGGAUCCAGCAGUUCUGUGACGACCUAUCGCUGGAUCCAGCCAGCAUCACCGUGCUGGUCGUGGCGUGGAAAUUUCGUGCCGCCACUCAGUGCGAGUUCACCAAGAAAGAGUUUCUGGAUGGAAUGACAGAGUUGGGGUGUGACAGCCCAGAAAAACUGAAGGCCCUGUUGUCAAGAUUAGAGCAGGAGCUUAAAGAGAGUGGGAAGUUCAAAGACUUUUACCAGUUCACCUUUAACUUUGCCAAAAAUCCUGGGCAGAAGGGUCUUGACUUGGAGAUGGCCGUAGCUUACUGGAACCUGGUUCUGUCGGGACGGUUUAAGUUCCUUGAUCUCUGGAACAGAUUCCUUCUGGAACACCAUAAACGAUCCAUCCCAAAGGACACGUGGAAUUUGUUGUUGGACUUUGGUAACAUGAUCGCAGAUGAUAUGUCAAACUAUGAUGAGGAAGGAGCGUGGCCGGUCCUUAUAGAUGAUUUUGUGGAGUUCGCUCGACCAAUUGUAACAGGAUCAAAGCGUAAAACUCUCUAAAUCCACUCCCAACUCUGGAAAAGCCAGAACCUUGUUUCUUUUACAGUGACUUCAUAGUUUUUUUUAAGACUUGUUCAAAAAAAGUGAAAAUUGUAGACUCCAGAGAGAAAACAGAAGCACUUGAAACUGUCAGGACACCACCCUUCAGGGAGCUGAGUACAAACAUUGAGAACAACUGGCCACUUUUUUUUUUUGCCCUCAUGAGACCGGGGCGUCGUACGGACAUCUGGCGGAUUCACCGUUGUCUGUCCGGUUGGAUUCUCAGCAUCCUGGACGCCCUCAGCUCAGCUCCAGGAGGAGCACAGCCCUGUAUGUGGGGAUGGACACAGCGCUGAGGAGCUUCACUGGCUGUGUGCACUCUCAAGGGACUGGAGAUGAGGAGACCGUGUGUGUUACGCUUUGUUUUGUUAUAUGAAGCUCUGAGCGACUGUGCAAAGUUCCCAAGUCUUACUCUAACUCCGAGUGCUCGUGACACCAGCACCAACAGAACUGUUGCAGUUUUUACUGUACAUACUGUAUCUAUUGGGACAGUUUACAAAGAGAGCUAUAUGAAGAAUAAUAUAAAUACGUUCGAUUUAUAAAUGCAAAAGAUGAAUCUUUUAUGUACAGUACAUGCUUAGAUCUCUAACGGGAUGCCUCAAUAUUGUGGAUGAUACGCUGUUGGUUUAAGUGUUCGGUGGAUCUGUCAUGGAGUUGUGAGCUUCUCAUUGAAAGCAUGUUAAACAUAUUUUACGUCACCAUGAGCAGGUUUCACAAAUGCAUUUUCACUAAAGUAAAGGCAGUGCUUUAAUUUAGGUAACUGAGUUUGGUUUGUGGUUUUCAUUUGUCGGGUUAAUGUCAGUUGGGAGUAUUAAAUCUUACAUGUGACACAGUCCACAUACAGCAGCAAACAUGAGUUACUGUUGAGGAAAAUGUUCUUUUUGUAUCCCUCUGAGGCAUUAAUGAUGCUAAAAUUACUAUUCAGAAGUAUUUAAGUGAAAUAUAAAGUGAAGAACUGAUAAACCCGUAGGAUUGCAUGGCACAUAUCCGUAUGUUAUGGCAGUGCUACGUUCAGAAGCCAGGACGUUAAGGACGGGACGACAAAGUAAGCCUUAAGAAUAAAUAUCUGUCUGUUCAAUAUUUAUAUUUCUGUUCGAGCCCAUCUGUCCAGUGUUACUGAAGGUAGUGAAAAUUAGAAUAUAUUGUUAAAACAUCAUGUAAGUAUAUUGUUCAUUUGAGAAAGAUGAAUAAAGCAUGAGCUUUUCCAUAAUCAUACAUGCAACAAGUUAUUUUGUUAAGACAGAUGAGACACAUUUUAUAUCACACGACAGUACAGCUGCUUGGACAGGAGGGUGUUGGUAAAGCAGUGAUUGACAGAGUGUAAUUUAUAACCAUACUGAUCUGAAAGCUUUAAUAUUACAUUUUUCAGAGUAAUACUCCAUGUUGUUGAUUGUUAAUAAUAAACAAUAUUUAACAAGA